UAGGUUUGCCUUUCAUCUUCUCUUGUAGUCGUUGCUGUUAGGCUUCGUUGCUUCGCAUGUGUAGAGAGUCUAGAGACUGCAUGCGUCGUCGCUUCUUCGUUUCCUUCGUGACUGUUUAACUUCGCUCCUUCGACGUCUUUCCCUUCCUGUCGGAUAGGAAAUUUCGACAUUUUGAUCGGAAGCAAGAACGGGACCUCGCUGGCUGUGAAGAAUCCUCGGAGCUUCUAUGAAUGUUUUGCUGCUCCCAUUUGUGACAAAGUCAGUAAGAUUUAUUUCCCAACUUCUAGAACGUAACGCCUCCCAAAAUCUGGUCCCAGGUAUUACUAGCAACUUCCCUAAAAUCAUCCUUACUCAAGAAAGUAGUAUAAAAUAUGCUUGUAGUUUUUCUCUAGUCUCUGACUCCAGCACCAGAUCUACUGGAAAAUCCGUGAAAUUUUGCAGCAUGGUGGCUUCCACUACUAUGACGGAUGCUUCAAAAUAUCAAGAAUCUGAUUCGGCGAAAAUUGACACUCCUUGCUCAGCAAAUGUCUGUGCCACUCCAGAUAUUGAAAAAAAAUAUGUACACCAUGUUUAUAAUGCCAUUGCUCCACAUUUUAGUGCUACAAGAUUUGCUAGAUGGCCUAAAGUUGCUAGCUUUUUGAAUUCCUUGAGUCCCGGUGCUGUCAUAUUGGAUGCUGGUUGUGGAAAUGGUAAGUACUUGGGCUUCAAUCCGAACUGCUUUUACAUAGGCUGUGAUAUCAGCCCAUCUUUGAUCGAUAUAUGUGCAAAGAAAGAUCAUGAAGUUUUGGUUGCUGAUGCGGUUAAUCUACCUUACAAAACAAAUUUUGGUGAUGCUGCUAUUUCUAUUGCCGUUCUUCAUCACCUGAGCACAGAAAGCAGGAGAAGGAAGGCUAUAGAAGAGUUAAUUCGAGUGGUACGAAAAGGUGGAACUGUUCUAAUUACGGUUUGGGCUGUAGAGCAAGAGGAUAGUUCAUUGCUUUCAAAGUGGACCCCACUUUCUGAGAAGUACAAUGAAGGAUGGGUAAGUGGUAGCAUUCCUCAAGUGCGUAAUUCUGCAGCACUGAUGCUAAAGCAGAUUCCAGAGGCAAAUGAAGAUUGUUGCUCUACAACUGGUAUAUCCAAACAUAGAUACGCUCAUCCAGGAUAUGUUGAAGAAGGUAGAAGGGAGGAUAAUGUGUUCGCUGCUUCUUUUUGUAAUGGGAUACAAGAGGAUGCCAUUUCCUCUAGUAAAGCUGUUACUAAUCAAGAAUACUUUGUUCCUUGGCAUUUGCCAUAUCAUCGGGCUGAAGUUAAUGGCACAUCGACUACUGCAAUUGCAAAUGGAUUGGCAAAGAAAGAUGAUAAGAAGGGGGCUGUGGUGUAUAACCGCUAUUAUCAUGUAUUUGCUGAAGGUGAACUUCAAAGGUUAGUUACUGGCAUAGAGAAUGCAGCGACUGUUGAGCAGUUCUAUGAUAAAUCCAAUUGGUGUAUCAUUCUUCAGAAGAGAUGAAGUGAUAUUCUUUGAGAAAGAAAGAAUAUUUGUCUGUACAUUUACAGCUGUGUUAAGAAGUUCUGUUGCUGAUCAUUUGAAAUUGUAAUGGCAGAUCCACAGUUCCCUCUAAAAACAAGGGUGUUGAAAAAGAGAAUACAAAAGAUGUGUAAAUCUCUCUUUCCAUGGAUCAUAACGAUCAAAGUGUAUCAUUACUUGUGCUCAUGUAAUAGUUAUAAUAUAUUAAUUUUUAGAUGAGUAUAAUAGGUAAUUAAUUAAAAUCUA
Molecule: messenger RNA, 1753 nt
Organism: Dendrobium catenatum
Lineage: Eukaryota; Viridiplantae; Streptophyta; Magnoliopsida; Asparagales; Orchidaceae
Product: tRNA (carboxymethyluridine(34)-5-O)-methyltransferase
Exons: 3
Coding region: 227-1489 (420 amino acids)
Biological process (GO): tRNA wobble uridine modification
Cellular component (GO): nucleus; cytoplasm
Molecular function (GO): tRNA binding; S-adenosylmethionine-dependent methyltransferase activity
Source: RefSeq, a predicted model, not a curated record